GGUCGACUCCGCGUCGCCCACAGAUCCAAGGAGAGAUCUGCCAUCGCCUCCUACCCGUGAACUACAAACCUAACGCUGAGCGGCGCGGGGGCGGCCGCCGGGCGGAGCAUUACAGCGCACGCAGCGGCCACCGUCGUCGGCGGAUCCAUCCACCAUGGGCGGCGGCAACGGCCAGAAGGCCAAGAUGGCCCGCGAGCGCAACAUGGAGAAGAGCAAGGCCGCCAAGGGGAGCCAGCUUGAGACCAACAAGAAGGCCAUGAGCAUCCAGUGCAAAGUAUGUAUGCAAACAUUCAUGUGCACCACGACUGAAGUGAAGUGCCGGGAGCAUGCCGAGAAUAAGCAUCCAAAGUCAGACGUGUACCAGUGCUUCCCCCAUCUGAAGAAGUGAAAACCUGCACUAGCACCAGGGUGCCAUGGUCAUGAAGUUCUUAAAAUGUCAAAUGUGUCUGUUAGCUGUGUGGAUUGAUCACCAUCAGUUUAUGGGCUCCCCUUUGCUGAGGGAGUUCAUUCUGCGUUAUCUGCCAUUUAUCAUGCGUCCUGUCCUAUGUUAAUCUACAUAAGAAAGUGAUGUGGUGUCUAAUGAAACUGUUGUCUGCUGGAAAAAACCUGGUUUCAGAACGAUAUCUUGAUCUUUUGUUUUUGCCUCA
This is a messenger RNA of Panicum hallii, 647 nucleotides long. RefSeq lists its product as uncharacterized. The record is from RefSeq and is a predicted model, not a curated record. The coding region runs from base 155 to 388 and encodes 77 amino acids. The transcript is spliced from 3 exons. Lineage: Eukaryota; Viridiplantae; Streptophyta; Magnoliopsida; Poales; Poaceae.